This is a messenger RNA of Mycena citricolor, 1616 nucleotides long. The record is from the annotation of a GenBank genome assembly. NCBI's taxonomy places the organism in Eukaryota, Fungi, Basidiomycota, Agaricomycetes, Agaricales, Mycenaceae.
AAAGGACUGAGAUACGACUUCAGACAUUUCUGCACGUGACAACGCGCUGGCUUCUCUCGCGAAUUGCUUCUCUUCUCUUCUCCGUUCCUCGAUGGCUCCGGCGCCUCCAACCCGACGUGAAUGCCUGUUGUUGCUCGUCCUUCUAGUUGCAGUCCUCUCCCUAUCUAGUUCUCGCUCCCCCAAACCCCUUCUCGCCCCUUCGACUAUCCCCCUUUCAACUACCGAAGUCGUUGAUACGUUGCAAGAAAAGAAUCCGCUCGUUUACGACACUCGUUUAUCAUGGGGGAAGGGGCCGGUGCCCGAAUCCAAGGUCUUAUCCCAUGCGCCAGGAUGGACCAUCAUCGACAAGAUGUACAUCUUCAAAGGCAUCGUGUAUGUCGUGUCCGAUGACCCCAAUACUGUUCCCAACAAGGAAGACAUGUAUUCCAAAGGGAUAGAGAUUUUUCCGGGCAAAGAAGCGGAGGACUCGCGUUUGCCUGACGAAACAGACCUCCGAAUUAUCACCAGGGCGGAAGCAAAGUCCCUCUUCGGAACGGGUGCCGGAAUCGUCGACGGUGUCACGUUCUUCGUGAACGACCAUCCUCAAUUCAUCCGUCACUACUACCAUUGGUCGGCUGAACUGUACUUUGGCUUCUGGCGGACGUAUUCCUCGCUUGACCCUUCCAUAUCGCCUGACGGUCGGACGACGCUCCCCCAACCACGGCAUAUGUGGUUCAACCGCCUGGACGCCUUCCGGUGGCGCGACCCGACAGACAUGAAUCCGCUUGUCCUCCGGUCCUCGUUCCCGGAUGUGACCAUGGAGUUCCUUGACGAUUGGGACGACCGCGUCAAGAUGGGCGUCCCGUUUGUUUUUGAGCGCGUCGUGCUGGCCGAUCGGUCGUCGGCGAUGAGAGCGUACAACUUCCAGCGCUAUCAGCGCACAGCCGGCGUUCCCUUCGCUUUGCCUGGCAGCGUCAACUGGUGGCAGACCAUCCGUAACGAUGUCAUCCAGAUGGCGGGCAUGGGUCUUCACGAAGGACAGUCAACCACGCAGCGACCCGUCAUCACUUAUAUCUCGCGGCAAGCCUGGGGUCGUCGAACUUUGCUGCAGGCGGAUCACGAAAAGCUAGUUCGAGAACUGUAUCGUCUGCGCGACGAACAUGAUUGGGAGGUCAACAUCGUGUUGAUGGAGAAGAUGAGCAGGGCAGAGCAGAUUAGACUCGCUGUGCGAACAACAAUCAUGAUGGGCGUCCACGGGAACGGUCUCACUAAUCUUAUCUGGCAAUACCCGACAGAGCGUACCACGGUCAUGGAAUUCUUCUACCCGGGUGGCUUUGCGCACGACUACGAGUUCACCGCUCGAGCCUUGGGUAUCAAGCAUUACGGGUUCUGGGGCUCUGCCUCCUUCACCAGUCCCGAUUUGCCUCUGAAUGCCUAUCCUGAAGGGUUCCAAGGAAACUCCAUCCCCCUAGAUGCCUCUGCUGUGGGCCGGCUUUGCCAUGACAGGCUGACACUGUCGCUCGAGGUCGAUGACUGAAGGCAUCGCCUUAUUUGCUGUAGAUAGCCAUACUCCGGACACGCAUAAUGUACAAUACACACUGCAAUUACUUAGAAUCAGAGCAUUUGGGACAUUGGAA